UUGCACAUUCGCUCUAAUCGAGAGGGAAGAGAAAGUAGGUGAGUGUGAGAGACUGGCCGGGGAGCGCAGGAUUCAUCCAGCAGCUGGGGGGGGGGGAAUAAGUGACCGAAUGGAGUUCCUAACAGUUGGAGUCUCUCCUUGGACUGAGUGACUCCCAGCAGCCUCCAGGCCUCAGCUACUUCCCCUUUUUCCAUCUCAAUCUGAAUCGUCAGGAGGAAGCACUCACACAGCCACCAACAGAUCCCUCACAGACACACACAUCACACUGAAGCUAUGGGGUCAGUGAGUGAACUCUGCGUGUCCAGCCUUCAGACGUUCUUGUGUCCAGCCGUGAAGCCGCUUCAGCAAACUCCAGUGCCGGACGACCUCACCCCCGAGGAGCAGCAGGAGCUGGAGAAUAUCCGCCGGCGCAAGCAGGAGCUGCUGGAGGACAUUCAGCGGCUGAAGGAUGAGAUAGCAGAAGUGACAAGUGAGAUCGAGAACCUGGGUUCCACUGAGGAGAGGAAAAAUAUGCAGAGGAAUAAACAGGUGGCCAUGGGCCGUAAGAAAUUCAACAUGGACCCCAAAAAGGGGAUCCAGUUCCUGAUUGAGAACGACUUGCUGAAGAACACCAGCGACGACAUUGCUCAAUUCCUCUACAAAGGCGAGGGCCUCAACAAAACAGCCAUCGGAGAUUAUCUCGGAGAGAGAGAUGACUUCAAUCUGGAAGUCCUUCAUGCCUUUGUGGAGCUUCAUGAGUUCACAGACCUGAACCUGGUUCAGGCCCUCAGACAGUUCCUGUGGAGUUUUCGGCUACCGGGAGAAGCUCAGAAGAUCGAUCGCAUGAUGGAGUCUUUCGCUCAGCGCUACUGCAAAUGCAACCCUGGCGUUUUCCAGUCCACAGACACCUGUUACAUCUUGUCAUUUGCCAUCAUCAUGCUAAACACCAGCCUCCACAACCCGAACGUGAAGGACAAGCCGGCUGUGGAACGAUUCAUCUCCAUGAACAGAGGAAUCAACGAAGGAGGAGACUUACCCGAAGACCUGCUCAGGAAUCUGUAUGAUAGCAUCAAGAAUGAGCCUUUCAAAAUCCCAGAGGACGACGGAAACGACCUCACACACACUUUCUUCAACCCAGACAGAGAGGGCUGGCUGCUAAAACUGGGAGGGGGACGUGUUAAAACCUGGAAGAGAAGGUGGUUCAUCCUCACAGAUAACUGCCUGUACUACUUUGAGUACACCACAGACAAAGAGCCCAGAGGAAUAAUCCCCCUGGAGAACCUGAGCAUCAAGGAGGUGGAGGACAAGAAGCCUAACUGCUUUGAGCUUUUCAUCCCUGACAACAAGGACCAGGUGAUAAAAGCCUGCAAGACUGAGGCUGACGGACGCGUAGUCGAGGGCAACCAUACCUUCUACCGUAUCUCCGCCCCCACGACUGAGGAAAAAGACGAAUGGAUGAACAGCAUCAAAGCUGCCAUCAGCAGGGAUCCCUUUUACGAGAUGCUGGCAGCCAGGAAGAAGAAGGUGUCGUCCAUGAAGAGGCACUAGAGCUGCCCUGCGCUCCAGAUGUUGCACUUGACAGAGCAAGGGGUCCGGGUAUCUGCCCGCCCUGUCUGGGGGGGUUGCAGAGGCCGCGGUUUAGGUCUGCCUUAGAACUCUGCAGGGGAUUUCUCUAGGACUUGGGACUCUACAGGCCAGAAAAACAGGAAGCAUGCUGGGGUUUCUAGAUAAGAGUCGGGGCCAAAGUGUCUGUUAACCUCCUCUAACCUCCUCUCUCAGCUUUGUUUGUGCUCUCUGUGUAUGAAGCUGAAAGGAAAUCUUGCUGUUUAAGACAGCAAACCCCCUUCGAAGAUGCUUAAAUAACAAACAACAUAAAUCCCAUGUACAUUGUUGCACACAUACUGUACACAACAUGCAUACACUCAUGCAGCCCCCCGUAGCACACAUCUUUUAAACUCAGCAGGUCUGACCGUGUGGCACUCCAACCAAAAUAUUCCUCGCUUCCUGAAAGAGAAGUGAAUACCUUUUCUGACGUGCUUUAAAGUGGACCUAUCAUGCUAUAUUUGAAUAAUAUAUUGUAGGGCCAUACCUAUAUAAAAGUUUUUUUUUCAAAAUACCAAACAGAUCAUGCAUUUUAGCCAUGCCUCAUUUCGCUCUAUUUGCUCUUUUCCAGCCCUGUUUUUGCAAGGGCUGAUUCUGUGGCAAAUGAGCUGCAGCUGACCACGCCCCCCUGCAAAGGAGGGGGGCUAGGCACGAGCGUCAUGUUACCAUGCGGUUACCAUGCCACGGCAACCUCUCAUUCCCCUGAUAGGUGGAGAGUUGCCCAUAUAGGCGGAGCACCCCGUUUCUGACGUCAGACUAUUUUCAAAUCUGUAUCAGUCUGUAUCAGAUCCGUUGCAGCCCCGUUUUUAGAGAUUUGGGUAUGGAGGAAAAGAGAGAGGGUUGUGUUUUCUGACACUUGGUGAGUUCCCUGACACACCGGGGACACAUAUUCAUGUAUAAAAGACGUACAAAGGUGCAUUUUGCAUGAUAGGUCCCCUUUAAUGUUACAGUAAUACGUGUAUUUUUACAGCUUUAAAUGUCGAUUCCUCUUUUUGUUUUACUUUUGUUAAGAAAAAGGCAACCGAAACUGCAGGGGGGCGGGUGUGGGAGGAAGGGCGGGAGGGUAUGAUUUGCCAACUGUUAGUGAUUUUAUACUUACAAAAAAAGAAAACGUAAAAAAGUUGCCACUCAGGAGAUUGUUAUGUUCUGAAACGUUCCACGCGACAUGGAGCCUGUUCACGACAGCCAUUUGAGGAAUGAAAGCCUCAUCUGUGUCCCGGACUGAACUGUUUUUGUAAAUGUGAAGCUGCAUUGUGGUACGCUGCAGGUGAGGGUGUCUGGACGGGCUCGCAGAGUUGUGUCUGGCUCAUGUUCUUCAUUUCCUGAAAGUCCUGGAGAAGCAUCCUGAGGAUCAGUGUCUUUUAAAGGGACGACUCUUUAUCACCCUGGGCUUCUUUUUGAGGUUGUCUGGAAAUUAGAAAUGGUGGCCCUAUUUUUCAAUUUCACUUCCCAUACAUUUUUAUAUUAUUUUGUCUUAAUACACACAACUUCAUUUCAUUGUUAGUAAAGUUACUGCUGCAUGGGGCCUGUUGAUCUAGAUGAAACGUCACAAGAAAAGCUGCUGGUUAGCGACAGUUUCUUCCCCCAUUAGACAGAAUGAAAUCUUUAUUUCCUGCGUUUUAAUAUUGAUUUUCUUCGUAGAGUUACCUAUUCAAGGGUAAAACAAAUCACAUGCAUUUUCAUCUCUCAGCCAGACCUCAUUGAUCUUUGUACAAAACUGUGCUUCAGGUUGUUUAUGUAUAAGACAUAAUAUAUGACAUAUUGUUAUAGAGGCUUUAACGCGGCACAAAUAAACAUGUGGUUCAAUAAAAGCUAUGCCUGGAAACGAAUGGGCUGUCCCGACUCAGGAUCCAAAUUGUGAUGUGAAACAAUACAAAACUGCUAGGUGUGAGGAAUGUACUGCGCUGAACCAAAAGAUGGAGGUCAGGAUGGCGUAUGGUCAUGCUGAAGCAGUCAUUUUGUCGAAUGGCAAACUCAACUGCGUGGAGGUACAAAUUUGCAUCACAGUCGGUUGUCUUUUCUACUCUUGUCUACUGUCAUCUGUGCCUGCUGCUCAUCAUCCUCAUUCACUGCCUCUUCUGGUUCUCUUCUUCUCUCUGCUCUUCUACGCACUAAUCCAAGGGAAAUUAUGAAAAAUGCAAAACAAUCAUAAUUCUAGACAGUAUUGGUUUAUUUAUCAAAGUUGUACAUAUUUAAAAUGUAUAGUGGGUAUGUUGUCUUCAUUUUGUUUCCUAUUAGCUGUGCCAUUUUCUUUUGGUAUUCUGUUUAAUAAUGUUUGAUUUGAGGUUUGUAUCAUUGCCAUUUAAUCAAGCUAAAAAAUAAAGACAAAUGUGUCACAACACUGGCGAUGGAAGUCUUUCACACAACCACAAACUCCUUCAGAUCUCUCUAGUAAAGUCUCUCCAGCAGGGGGCAGUGUGUGAUCAGCAGCGAUGGGCUUUCUGCUGCAGGGACCAUUCACUGAAGCAAACUAGAAAGAUAACUUGUAUUUUUAUAUUGCUUAUUAGUUGCAACCAAAUUACAGUUAUGCCUCAGCAACACACAUUAAAGUGUGGCCAUCCUGCUGUAUGUCUUUGAAUGCUGAAUGCUACUUGAGGGCAGCCUUGGAAUUGAAUCAUUCCUUCUCUGUUGCACAACUGCCAAACAUUGCGUUACUCUAACCACAUUUACCUUGUGUUAAACAAAAAGCACAUUCUCCUGCCACUGUUUGAAUCCAGUCUCAUGCAGCAACGCAACAUUUCCUAUAUUUAUGAAGCUUGCAUGCACGUAUUUAUGGCACAAAUGUCGGCGCAGCAGGGAAAGGUCGAUAUUUACAAGUGAAUAUGUAUCAUAUUAAAUGAUGCCUGGAAAAGCAAUCAAUAUAAAUGACUUUCUCAAUGGAAUGGGCAUUCGGGAAAUGUAGUUGAAAAUACAUGCAUAUCUUUGGAUUUCUGUUGGUGUGGAGUAAUCUAAACUUGGAUUUUUAUAGGUUUAAAUAAAUGACUAUUUUAAACUUGUUGAGAUUGUUUGCCUCUACUGUCUAUAUGAAUAAACGAGGGCUGUUGCCAAAAAGUC
Gymnodraco acuticeps is the source of this 4635-nucleotide messenger RNA. RefSeq names its product cytohesin 1a (gene cyth1a). Gene Ontology annotation, molecular function: guanyl-nucleotide exchange factor activity. Bases 274 to 1527 code for a protein of 417 amino acids. The transcript is spliced from 13 exons. NCBI's taxonomy places the organism in Eukaryota, Metazoa, Chordata, Actinopteri, Perciformes, Bathydraconidae. Gene Ontology annotation, biological process: regulation of ARF protein signal transduction. The record is from RefSeq and is a predicted model, not a curated record.